Messenger RNA from Rana temporaria (common frog), 1768 nucleotides. It is a transcript of the gene TCEANC, whose product is annotated as transcription elongation factor A N-terminal and central domain containing. Gene Ontology annotation, cellular component: nucleus. The transcript is spliced from 4 exons. Gene Ontology annotation, biological process: DNA-templated transcription. The coding region runs from base 410 to 1429 and encodes 339 amino acids. NCBI's taxonomy places the organism in Eukaryota, Metazoa, Chordata, Amphibia, Anura, Ranidae. The record is from RefSeq and is a predicted model, not a curated record.
GAUAGAAGACUGCUCAUGCGCCGUGUGGUAGACGGUGUGCGGGUGCGCACAGAGGAUGUAGGAAACGUUGUGUUCCGUGUCACAGGGCACUGCUGUGAUCUGGUCCUUCCUGUACAGAGAACAGAGUGAGCUGCCCUGAGAUUUUCAUGCACUUCAUGAACUUCAGGACAACACUGCCAUCUCACAUUCCAAAUCUGGCUGUCACUUGAUGAAUAUCACCAAAGAAAGAAAAUGCUGGGGAAGAUCUGAGUGUGAGGAAGAGGAUGCUAUACUACACGGAAAGCCAUGACCCCCCUCUGCUGACGUGCAUUCAUCAGAGGGAAAUCUCAGCCCCUCCCACGGUACUCGCUUACAUUGGAAAGAAAGCAGAGGGAGGUCCCAUAUCACAGCAGGGCUCUGCAAAGAAGGAAUGCUGAAUGCAACUGGUAUUAAAGAACUGACAUACAGAGCCUUACAAGUGGAAAGACUUCUAGCAGACAGAAAAUAUGAAGACAUUAUGUACCACCUCUCAUACUUUGAAACUCUUGAGGUCAGUCUGCAAACCCUUCAAGAGACAGACGUCAUCGGGGUUAUUUACAGGGUACUUAAGAGCUGUUCCCAAGGAGCUAUGAAAAAGAAGGCCAAGUGCUUGCUGUCCAAAUGGAAGCUUUUGUAUAAAGAAAGCUGUGCCCAUCCCAAGGAGGAACAUCACACAGGUGAAAGCAAAGAACUUGUAACAGCGCAGUCAGUCCCAGAAAAUGAACAAGACAAAGGUGUUCUGGGUAGUACAAUGGAACUUCAUUUGUCUACAGCAACUCAAGAAACAGCAGCUGGAAAUACUGAUGCAAGCACUCAAGCAGCUUGUUGUACAAAAUCUAGUGAGGACAAUGUAGGUGAAGAGAAAAUCAUUGCUGAGGAAUUGAGAGUAAAAUGCAGAGAACUUUUGUGCCAGGCUUUGUCUGAUACUACAGAGUGUCCAGAGAAAACGCAUGCAUAUGCACACGCACUAGAGGAAAGCAUCUAUAACAUGUAUGCCAAAAAUGAGAAGAAGUAUAGAAACUGUGUACGGAGUAAAGUUUCCAAUCUGAGAAAUCCAAAGAAUUCCCAUCUAAAAAAGCAGAUUUUCUCUGGCGCAUUAAGUCCUGGGGCGUUUGCUACAAUGACUGCAUUGGAGAUGGCCAGUGAUGAACUCCGAACGCUCAGAGCCAGCUAUACACAAGAAAGUGUUCAGGAGCAUCAGUUACCCCAAGGCGUUGAUGGCCUCCAGACAAAUAAAAUUAAAUGCAGGAAGUGUGACAGGUUUAAUUGUACAGUUACAAUGAUUUCAAGAGGAACUCUGUUUCUGCCUGCUUGGGUGCGGGCUGGAAACCCUGAUGAAGAAAUGAUGACAUUUAUCAUUUGUAAUGAGUGUGGAGAGAAGUGGUAUCAUAGUAGGUGGAUCUGUCUGUGAAAGCAUUCUGUCCUGUUUAUUCUUACUAUUGUGCUAUGUGCCCUGGCUCCUUAGAUGAUAAGAGGAGCAGCCUACAAGGGUAGACUUUGUAAUGAUCAUCCAGCCCCAGUUCUGCAGAGAGAUGCAUCACACUGAUAAAGAUUUACAGUAUCUGCAGUUUACUCUAUGAACUUCUACUCAGUAUGUGUUUUUAACUACAGGCUAUCAGGGUUUACACUCUGCUCAGAGCAGCGUCAUGUAGCAGUACACUUGAUGCUUUGUACUUAAAGUCAUACUAAAGUCUUGUUUUAUUUUUAUUCAUUUUAAAGACCGUAAAUGUAACUGGUUUAGCCACCUGAA